UCCAUUAUGAAACUUUUUUCUUUAACCAAACAGAAAUCGUCAGCAUGUUAGAAUAUUUCGGACUUGUGCACUUUUUUCCCGUUUGUACAGAACCAUACGUAAAAUCUAAUACUUUCGGUCGUGAAUACAUAUAAUGAGACCCCAGACGGGCUUGUCUGGACCACGUGAUCGGCGCUUGGCUUGACGAUAUUUUUUGAUUUGGAUACUCGACUUGACGUUCGAUGCGCCCCAUCCCCCACACACUAAUAACCACGUUCUGAGAUCCAUUCGAAAAGGAUACUUGGGAUGAAUCACUUUUAAUGUAAUCUUCCCUUUUCCGGGUGCUUUCUCAUUAACAUCAUUUCAAAACGGUUCCUCAGCGCAAAUCGACCCCGUAGAAACAACAAAGUCAAAACUUGCGAGCGCAAACAAAAAAAAACCGAUUGCACUCCUUUUAAAACUAUCGUUCGGUAUGUUUUAUCCCAUAAAUAUUUUUAGCAACGAGUCUUUUUUCUUCUUCUGGGAAAAAUUGUCUUUGAUCGCCCCCUCCUUUUCUCUCUCUCUCCUCCUCUUUUGUUGCGCUCGCUGAAGCUUCUCUCUCCCCCCCUCUCUCUCUCUGCCAAAUCAAGUCUGGAGCAGCAGCUGAGUAUGACAUCGUGCUUUAUUCCUUUCAACUUCCAGUGAGUUUAGAUCUGAACUCUUUUCAAAAUGUUCAUUUUUACUUGGCUUUCCAUUGAUUAGUGACAAGUCAUGCGAAGAGUAUUUUUAGGUAAUAUAAGGGAAAAACCCUUUUCAAGGGGACUGUUUGCAACGUCAAGAAUAUUUCAGGAUCCCGGCCUUUGCUGGUAAGAAGACCGCUUGUCGUGAACUCCUUCAUUUUACUUGGAUCGAGUGCAUUUCUAAGUCAAAAGAUCAGCUUCAUCCGUGAUAAAGAGAUGAUGGGACCCCGGUCAAGACGCUCGCCGCUUCUUUGGACUCGAAUUGCUCUUUGAUAACCAGUUUAAUAACUGCAGCGCUGGUCGUUUCCAUCGAAAAAAGAAAUCGCUUCUUACUUUUAAACUUUAAAAACGCAACGUGUUUGUCCACAAGAACAACAACUGGGAUCUGUGUGUGUUGAAGGGGCUGUCUCUUGCUGCGGGAUCAGCGGAACCCGAGGAUGUGGAUCAGUGGUUGUGCCUCAGUGCUGAUGCUGGGGUGAGUGGUGUCGUAAGCGCAGCCCCCCUCUAUGUCUGGAGCAAACGGAGGAUCGGAAAGAGCUUAGCUAAAAUGGUCGGAGAGUGAUGCUAUAGCGUUGACUCUAAUAGACUCGCUUCUUUUCUCUAUUUUUUUUAAAAGAAACAGUGCGUUUUUCCUGGGUAGGGAUCAGACAUUAAGGCGCACGACCUCCAGCAGACAACCAUCUCGGUGGAUACUGUGCCCAGCUCAGCUACAUGCUGACAAUUGCCCGCUCCGCCCGGUGUUUUGCCAGUUAGACUUGUGCCACAAUUAUAUGAUCUCUUAGGAAGAGAAAAUGAGUUCAGCUGGUUUACCUGAGUGGAAGGUUCAGCUUCUAGAGAAGAAGAGACGGGAGGAGGAAGAAAGUCGGAGGAAAGAGAAAGAGCAAGAGGAGCGUCUUGCACGUAUGCCUGCGUGGAAGAGAGAAAUCAUUGAAAGGAGAAAAGCGAAACUCAGCAAUGCAGGGAUAACUGGAAGCAGUGGGUCAUUUUCUGAAUGUGGGGACCAAGGAGCUGGUGAUGCUCAGAAUUCUGAAGCUACAAGAUACACAGACUUGGGCAAAGAAAUGAGUACAGUCUUGAGAGAGACCAUCGCCCCUGUACAUGAGAAUCCCUUUAUAAAACUAGAAAAAAAGACCCAGGAACGGAAGAAUAUUGUACCCCCAAAAACGGAAGAAGCAACUUCAGCUAACCCCUGCAAGGUAAAACAGAUCGCCGAUAUCUAUGGUCAACGCAUCCCUGGGAUUAGAACUAUUCGGGCUGAAAACAUUAUUAUUAUUGAAUCGGAUGAUGCCGUGCAGACACCCAGACAUGACUCCAAAGGUGAGAUGGGGAAGGGCCAUUAUGUGGAGAACCACUUAAGUGAGUUGAUAGCUGGAAGGGGCAGCGUGACAGAGAUCCAUGCAUCUGAAGUCCUCAUCAUCAAGCCAACUCUAAGCAGGAGUGUUGAAGACCUUAACUCUUUGAACAAACCAACAGCUGCUGGCCGGGGUAGGGUUAGCAAGCUCUUGAGUAAGUUUGAUGGUCAGGACACAACUCGGUGUCGACCAGUCCGGAGCAGAAGUAUAGAAAACAUAAUUAUGGAUGGAGAUGGUAAUGAACAAUCUGGACGUCGUUUCCCUGAAUUUCACUCCGCAAAGUGUAGUUUUCUUCCUUCCCAAAACUGGGAUGGCCAGAAAGUAGAAAAGCAGUCCAGUAAGAGAAGUGAACGGUCAGUAACCCCACCUCCCCUUUCCCAAUCUGGCUCUGGCACCUGUCCUACAGACAACAGCAAACGCCUUCAGCAUAAUGUUGUGGCUGGAUACAAGAGUCAGUUUGAAGCAAGAUCUUCAGUCAAGAAGCGCCAGCCUUCGCCGAAACGAUCAUUCAGUUGUCCACCUAGUGGUGAAGAAUCGAUGAAUAACCAAGCAAAACACAUACAGAAGGACAUUAAUGAGGAUAGCUUUUGCAAUACUAGAGUGACACAACCUAAAAAGUUAAGUGAGGAUUCAUCACUUCACAGUCACCAUCAUGGCUCUCUAAAUGAGGGUCAAGAAAUUAUAAAAGAGACAUCAAUAACUGGUAGCUAUGGAAAACGUCAAAAUUUGUACCUGUCAGGUUUAGCAAAUGCACACUCUCCUCCAGAUCUGAAUGAGCACGAUGAUGGCAUCAUUUACAAACAAGAUAACCUUUGUUCCCAGAUGAAAGGUGAUGGUUUUGAAAUCUUGCCUGCCAUCUGUCCUGAUCCAUCGCUUAUUCCAGAAAGUGAUGUUCAGGCUCGAGCACUGGCCAACCUGAGAGCUCAGUCACGUUAUACUUUUGUGGUAGUUCCAAAACGGCAGCAGCAGCAAACUCCCCUUCUAAAGGUAUCUAAGGACAAUGGAGAAAGUAUUAAUUCAAAUGAAGAGGGAAAGGAAGUUGCAAUCAGCUAUGAGCCACCGGUUUCACGAGAAUAUUUGCACGAGACGGAUGGUGGACUGAAGCUUGCCAUUCAGGAUCAGCCUAAGAAAGACCUCCUGUCUUGUAUGACGUUGCACCAGCAGGAAGAGAAUGAAGUUUGUACAGAAAAGGAAGUAGGCGUCCCCUGCACUCACUUCUCAGCCAAGCUGUUGCAAACGCAGGGUUUGGCUUCCUCUUCCUUGCAAUCUACAGCUGAGCCUCUGUCUCACUUUGCACAGGAAGAAGUACAGACUGCAGCAGACCCUGGUGCUGCUGAGAAGCUUGCAAGUACUACAGAGCCGGUUCUGCCAUGUCAGGGUGAUGGGGAGGCAGUGAAGUCAGGCCUACAACCCAGCUGUGAAGGAGAGGAAGACCAGAGUAGAGGAGCAAGUAUGAGCCGCAUAUACAACCUCAAGCCAGUCAUGGCUCGGGAUAACAGUGCACCAGCAGCCACCUCCACAGCUGUUAAGGAGGAUGUUAGGGCCACAUCCUUUCCCGUGAGGAACAUUUUGAACAAAACAGCCUUGAGUAACAGGACAGAACGAAAUGUGGCUCAGGUGUCGCCUGUCUCUGUACAGGAGAACCAGAGUUUAGAAAGCAGUGGACCUGCUUCUGGCAGAAGCUUAGGCAAGGGGCAUGUACGCACUGGGGCAGCCACAAUAGAAACAACCCCACUUCAGGAUACCGUCUUCAAACCUACACUUUUAGGAAGACCCGGCAUGCAGAAGAAAGGCAAUACUAUAACUAUCAAUCCUCGCAAAAUGACCAGUAACUCCACCAAUGGGAAUCCUGACACUGCUACAAGCAGUAACACGACCUCCUUAGAAAAUGGGGCAUCAGACAGUGCAGUGGACAAGAAUGAUGUCUCAAAGUUGAAGAAGAGAUACCCUACUGCUGAAGAAAUUGAAGUCAUUGGAGGAUAUCUGUCCCUGGAAAAGUCCUGUUUGGCCAAAAAGGACACCUGCAAGAAAAAAACGAUGCGCUUUGAUGAGGAUCAUCUGGAGACCACAUUUGAAUAUCCCUCUGAGAGCUUCUUACUGGCAGAACUGGGACUGGAUGACAAGGAGGUGAUACCUCCGCCACCAGCUCGAACUCCCGCAGUGAAUGAUGAUGAUGAAGAAGAAGAAGCUACUUUGUUCACUCAUAGAGGAGCCCCAGGAUCCACUAGUCGUGGUAAACCACUCAUUGUUGAUGAGUCUUGCAGACGAUAACACAAGAAUGGAUCUUUUUCUCUAUUACUAUCAAAAAAAUCAUCAAGCCUUGCAUUUCAUUAAACAAAAUAAUCAAGUGGAGACAAAGGAAAACAGAGAGAAAGCCUGAGUGGCUUUAGUCAUGGAACAGGAGUGGCAGAACUGAGCGUAUGCAGACCAAUGCCACAUGUCCUUCCUGAGAUCUUCUAUCUUCUCAGUCUUCCAAAGGUCUUGUUACUGUACCAGUGAAUGUUCCUGCAGAUGGCUAACUCUCAGAAGUUACCUUGAUGGUGUCUGUCAUUAGUGUUGCAUUUUUGCUUCCAGCAAAUACACAAUAUCUGUUACAACUGGAAGGCAGUUUAGGUCAUACUAACAUGUAUGUUUGAGUUAUGCAUAUACGUUACCCUUUUAUGUUCAUCGGCUGAGACGUCAAUUUAUUAAUCACUCAGAAUCUGGAUUAAUUUGCAGGUCCACAAACACCUGUGUGAAGACAAAGAUGUUUCAUCCUGUACUCUGAUUGGUUAAUAAGCUGCUGUAAGUACGAUAUAAUUGAAUGUGUAUGUUGCAGACAUUUUUUACCGAAACGACAUUACAUAGAGAUGUGAUCACUCUUGCUUAAUUUGAUUUUUCUCUGCUUGGAAUGGACUGUUCUCUUACACCUCAGCACGAUUUAUCAUUGCCCCUUUUAUAUGUGGUUCAAGAUUUUCCCAAACUGUAUAAACAACAAGUCUCGGAGUGGGGGCAUUUUUUAAGUUUCUGUGUUUGCACAAAUUUGCGUGUGAUUUUUGCUCUCUCUCUCUUUCAUUCCUUCUCCGUUUACAUUGAUGAGUUUUCAUUUUUCCAGUUUGCCUUGGAAACAUUCAGAUGCUGGGCUGGCACCACAGCACUUCAAAUGAGUACCAGAAUUUGUUUUUCUUUCUUUCGUUUUACUUUUUUUCUUAUUAACUGUCAGCAGUAACUGCUGCCAGUCCAUGUGGGUCUUUCUUAGAUGUUACGUGUUUUUUUAGGAUUUUGUCUGUUUUUUCCAUUGCGAGAACUGUUACGCUUCCAAAGAAGGUCACACAAACUAGCUGUCAAUUUCCAAAAUAUUACUUUGUUAUCUUGCUGUUGCACAAAUUGAAAAUGAAGUCAACAUUGAUUGUAAUUUAAUUUUGUCAUUAAAUUGAAGAGACAAGCCCAAAUUGAGGUAGGGAGGAGGUUAUGAUAAAGAAGUUGGCCUGGUUACGUUAUAAUAGAAUAAUCAUAAAAACAUUUGGGUGUCGGGAAGAGACAGUCUUGGGACACAAAGUAUUGGUUACUUUAUACCAGGCUGUUAAGAGCAAGUGAAAAAAACUGGGCCAGGGUAUUUUGAAUGUGAUGUGCUUGUGCGCCAUUCUGUACUGUUAGCUCCUCCUUGUGAGGCUUUGUUUUAAUGCAGCUGAAGGAAACACAUUUUUGUCAAAAUGUGGCUGCGUGUAAGCCGGGUAUUGAUUGGCGCUGCAGUCAGUCCGUAAAGCAGUCAGAAUCAGUACUUGUUUAUUUAAGCCGACUUGAAUAGAAUGCAGGGAAUCGAGGAAGAAGCCCCUGCGAAGUUUUGCAUGUCAUCUUCGUGUUUCGUUUAGCUAUUGUAUGCUGUUGCAUUUAAAGCACUCAUCUGAAAAAGGACAUGAAAGGCCUACAAGGUUAAGGUGUAGUGAAGGAUUUCAGCCAUGGUAACUGUAUUGAGAGAACUUGGAAGUUUUCAAUAUUUAUUAGGUUUAUGCCAUAUAGACUAUAAAGAAUUAAUAAAGGAAGCAUUCCGUAAAUUUCAGGCAUUAGCACUUGUUUUUAUCUAAUUUAAAAAAGCCUACAUUUUGUGUGAAAAAGUACCCAUUAUAAUAAUUUUUAUUCCUUUUUUUCUUUGGGGGAUGCUAUCAUUCAGUGCAUGUAUUACACGGCAAGUAUUCUGUAAGUAACCUUUCAUGUCUAAAAAUUUAGAGAAAUGUUUUGUCAGUGCAAUUUCCUGGAAUACGCAAUCUUUAUUUUUAGACGAUUAGCAAUAUAAUUUAAGAGGAGAAAUCUGCUGAAUCCUUGUGGGAUUGUUUCACACAAAUACCUGCACUGUUUGUGGCACUUAACGGGGCUGCAUUGCCAGCAUUUCAGGUUUUACAAAAAAUAAAUAAAUGAGAAAGCAAUUAGGAGCACAGAAUGUCUGUGUGGAGUCACGUCUUCUGUGGUACUGUACCGCCUUCUGCUGGUUGACUGUGGUAUUGUCUGAUUUCUUUCUACCUGGACUUCAUUUCUUCCUUGAGUGGCAGUAACAGAAAAUGCAGUUUCUGAAAGAAAUUAAAAUAUUUCUUUUUGAAUCUUUGGUUGCUUUUAUUUUCAUAUAAAAAUGUAUUUUUUGACAGUAUAAUUCCAUUGACUUUAAACUAUUCAAUACUUCAUUGUGUUUAUUAAAUUCAAAAUAAACAGUCAACAAAAUUAAAUGACAGUUCGUUUUUAAAAAAGAAAAACUUUUGUAAGCCUGUUUGCUAAUAUUAAUCUGUUAAACAUGCAUGUGAUUAAAGAAGAAUUUCGCUUGUGUUACUUUGUUUAUGAAUGAAUGCCGACAUAUAAAAAAUGAAUGUCAAUAAAUUGUUUUGUUUAAA
Molecule: messenger RNA, 6909 nt
Organism: Polypterus senegalus (gray bichir)
Lineage: Eukaryota; Metazoa; Chordata; Cladistia; Polypteriformes; Polypteridae
Product: taperin-like
Exons: 4
Coding region: 1490-4321 (943 amino acids)
Molecular function (GO): phosphatase binding
Source: RefSeq, a predicted model, not a curated record